This is a messenger RNA of Caenorhabditis bovis, 1488 nucleotides long. Lineage: Eukaryota; Metazoa; Nematoda; Chromadorea; Rhabditida; Rhabditidae. The record is from the annotation of a GenBank genome assembly.
AUGAUCUGCAAACGUCACAAGGACCCAAUAGCAUCCGCAAUCUACAGUCUAUCUCCAUUUGGUCGAAUAUGUGUUGCAUUGUGUGCUGCUGUUCUUAUACAUCUCACUAUUGGAACGUAUCAUACAUUUGGGAAUAUGCUCCCUUACAUGGCAUCUUAUAUGCGGAAUAACACAGAUAGGUCAAUUCGUAUCGAGAACAUGAUGUGGAUUCCAACAUUUCAAGGAUGUUUUCCAUUUGCAAUGGUAAUUGGAGGAAUAACCACAAAUAUCUUUAGUCCACGAACUUCCGCUUUUCUAGGAUGUUUCCUUGUAACUUCAAGCGUAGCUAUCUCAGGAUACACAAUACAACAUUCGUUAUCAUUGUUUUUCAUUUCUUAUGGAUUGUUGUUUGGUCUCGGAAUGGGGAUUGCUUACGUUACAGCUGUCACGACUGUCAUUAAUUGGGCUCCUGAUAAAGUUGGAGUGGUUUCGGGAAUUGUUGCUGCAGGCUUCGGCAUUUCUUCAUCGAUAUUUGCACCAAUUCAAACCUGGAUAGUUAAUCCGAAAAACUUACCCGCAACAAAGGAUGGAUACUUUGUGCAACCGGAGUUGCUCGAAAGAGUUCCGCACCUAUUUAGAACUCUUGCAGUAAUAUAUGGAAUAAUGCAGAUGGUUGCAUUGGUGUUUGUCUGCGAUCCCCCAUUUCGGAUCCGACAUUCUGGACUCGGCUCUAUAUCCGACUAUUUGAUUUCGAGCCAUCGAGGCAAUGAUCGUUAUUCCUCUGUGUCCUACCGUCCUCUUCGACUUCAGGAAGAAUCGAAAUCUCGUUCGGAAGAAUCACUCUCCGAAACCGAAGAUGAAGAUGAUGACGAUGAAACUCCAGUAUUCAACAGCAACGAAGAUGAAAAUUUACCUCAAAUGACACCAUCCGAAAUGCUGCGAUCUUCGACGUUCUACUGUCUUUUCGCAGCGUUAUUUUGUUGUUCAUUUUAUGCGAAUAUGUUCUAUAAUUUAUACAAGACAUUCGCUGAGUCAUUCAUCGAAGACGAUUUCUUCAUUGCAAUGGCUUUUAGUGUGGGUUCAAUAGCCAAUGCAAUUGCAAGAAUUGGAUGGGGUUAUUUAACUGAUCGCACCAGCUUUCAGAUUUCAUUAUCUUCUGCAACUUGUCUUGCAACAUUCUUUCUUUUAACUAUGCCUUCAGCAAGCAAACUCGGGAAAUAUGUAUAUCUAUUAUGGUUAAUUGGUACAUUUAUCUGUAUGGGAGCGACACACGCACUAUUCAUCACCGCCACUGUAAAAUGUUUUGGAAAUCGUCAUAAAGCAAACAAUUACGGGUUUUUAAUACUUUCAACGACACUCAGCGGAAUUCUUCUAUCCGCCGUAUCAGAAUUUUAUCUGAAGUCAAUCGGUUACACAUAUUUGUUUAUUACAACGGCAGCUUUUCCAUUUUGCGCCUUCAUCAUCAUAUCAUGCAUACAAUACACACCGCAGGGAAAUCGCGUUGUUUAG